Molecule: messenger RNA, 1162 nt
Organism: Ilex paraguariensis (yerba mate)
Lineage: Eukaryota; Viridiplantae; Streptophyta; Magnoliopsida; Aquifoliales; Aquifoliaceae
Source: the annotation of a GenBank genome assembly
CACACAAACAAUCCACGUGUCGCAUUCUUAGCCCACAAGAGACGCCGGCAGCCAAAGGCCAGCCGACGACGCAGAAUAUGUAGCGUGCACCCCCCUCAAUCCCAACGCAUGUCAAAUUAUUGUGUCCCUCUCAAUCUCUCUCCUCCUGAGUUUGAUUUUCUCUCCAGGACGCCUUUUCUCUAGGAUUUGCUUGUUCAUCCAUCAAUUUCCAGCUCAAUUCUCGCCCUCUUUUGCGCACCUUUAUUGCCCUAACUCCUAACCCUUCACCUUCCGAUUCACUGCUGGAAAAUUUUCCCCAAUACCCUCAAUUCCGCAAACCCAAUUCCAAGGGUUUUCACGGAUCAUAUCUCUCCCUCAACAUACAUAUUUAUUGGGAGAUUGAAAUUUUAUUAUAUAGUUUGUUUGAGAAUUGCUAGGGGAUUUGAGAGAUAUGAGUUUUCAAGAUCUUGAAUCGGGUCGCCCCUUGGUUUCAAGGCGAGAUUACAUCAAUGGAAAACAAGACCCAACACAAGCCGUGGCUUCGGGAAUUUUUCAGAUCAACACAGCCGUCUCGACGUUUCAGAGGCUUGUGAAUACCCUUGGAACGCCCAAGGACACGCCUGAGCUCCGAGAGAAGCUGCACAAGACAAGGCUACAUAUUGGGCAACUGGUGAAGGAUACUUCAGCUAAACUUAAGCAAGCUAGUGAGGCAGAUCAUCGUGUUGAAGUUAGCGCCAACAAGAAAAUUACAGAUGCUAAACUAGCAAAAGAUUUUCAAGCAGUUUUAAAAGAGUUUCAAAAGGCUCAGCGGCUUGCAGCUGAGAGAGAAACAGCAUAUACUCCCUUUGUCCCUCAAGCAGUGCUUCCUUCCAGCUACACAGCCAGUGAGAUUGAUGUAGCUUCAGAUAAGAACCCUGAACAGCGUGCUCUUCUUGUGGAAUCUAGAAGACAAGAGGUUUUGCUCUUGGAUAAUGAGAUUGUCUUUAACGAGGCUAUUAUCGAGGAAAGGGAGCAGGGGAUACAAGAAAUCCAGCAACAAAUUGGUGAGGUGAAUGAGAUUUUCAAAGAUCUUGCAGUGCUGGUUCACGAGCAAGGAGCUAUGAUUGGUAAUUCACGGCCUUAUUCUCUGGGACCUCUACAUAUUUUAUAUUGCCUACUUCACAUUAACUGGGUAAAAAACUGA